Messenger RNA from Coffea arabica (coffee), 1776 nucleotides. The record is from RefSeq and is a predicted model, not a curated record. NCBI's taxonomy places the organism in Eukaryota, Viridiplantae, Streptophyta, Magnoliopsida, Gentianales, Rubiaceae.
AUGGGGGCUCAGAAGCCAAUAUACUAUGUCAGCCGAGCUUUACAGGAGCUGGAGACGCGGUACACGCCGACAAAAAAAUUGGUUCUCGUCCUGGUACACGCCGCCCAGAAGCUCCGACCUUACUUCCAGGCACACAGCAUUGUUGUCAGGACCGAUCAACCCUUACGACAGAUACUCACAAGACCUGAGGUCUCAGACUUUCUUGCUGAAGGAGCGAGUUUGUCCAUGGCUGAGUUGAGCUCAUUGCCCAAGCGCGUACGGCCGGAAGAGCCGUGGGUGUUAUUCGUGGACGGGGCCUCGAGUAAGGAGGGAAGCGGAGCCGGCCUGCUGCUCACCUCGCCCAUCGGGGAAGAGCUGACCUACGCGCUCAAAUUCGACUUCCCGGCAUCCAACAAUGAGGCCGAGUACGAAACCCUAUUGACGGGACUGCGGAUAACCCACCAGAUGGGUAUAACCGCGAUCAAAGUCCGGAGCGACUCGCAACUCGUAGUCCACCAAGUCCGCGGGGAGUAUGAGGCCAAGGAGGACAUCAUGAAUAAAUACUUGGCUAAGCUGGCGUCCUCCUCGUUCGCUCACCUGAGCAAGGAAGUGUUGGUGGAGGUAGUCAAGCAUAAGAGCAUUGACCAGAGUCAGGUCUUGGCUAUAGACAGCCCGGCCUCCUGGAUGACUCCCCUUGCGGACUUCCUCAGCUUGGGUGUCCUCCCCGAAAACAAAAUCGAGGCUCGCCGACUCCAGCUCAGAGUUGCCAAGUACGCCUACUCUCGGGGGACCCUCUAUAGAAGGUCGUAUUUGUCUCCCUGGUUAAAGUGCGUAACCCCUGAGGAAGGCGACUAUGUCCUCCGCGAAAUUCAUGAAGGCUUAUGCGCGGCACAUGUGGAAUCCCGAGUUUUGGCCAAAAAAUGCCUACUCAUGGGCUACUAUUGGCCCUCCGUGUUCCAAGAUGCCGCGGCGCUAGUCCAGCAAUGCCGAGCUUACCAAGUGCACGCCUCGCUGCGUCACCAGCCAACACAAGAGAUGGUCCGCAUCCAUAGUCCUUGGCCCUUCGCCCAGUGGGGAAUAGAUCUCUUGGGGCCUUUUUCCCGAGUUCCCGGGAAAUACGAGCACCUCGUGGUGGCCAUCGAUUACUUCACAAAAUGGAUAGAAGCGGAGCCUUUAGCCACUAUCUCGGGAAGAGCAGUCCAGAAGUUCUUUUGGAAGAACAUAGUCUGCCAUUUUGGGAUUCCGCAUGUCUUGAUAUCUGACAAUGGACGACAGUUUGCUGAAACCCCUUCAGGAGCUGGUGCGCCAAGCUCGGGAUCAGCAAGCACUUCACGUCGAUCAGUCAUCCCCAGGCCAACGGUCAGGACUGCCACUCAGGAGACCCCGUUUUCCCUGACUUAUGGGGCAAAAGCGGUGGUGCCGGCGGAGAUCGGCCUCCCCUCGCUUCGGACACAUAACUUCGUUGCGUCAACCAAAGAAGAAGAGUUGAGGUGUAACUUGGACAUAUUGGAGGCUAAGCGUGAGGAAGCGGCGAUACGGAUGGCUAAGUACAAAAGCCAACUCGCCCGCUAUCAUAACGCAAAAGUGAGAAACACGCAGUACCAGCCAGCAGACCUCGUCUUAAGAAAGAACUCCGUCAACCGAGCCCAUAGUUCCAAUAAGCUCGACCCAAAUUGGGAGGGGCCGUACAAGGACCUGGAGGCGAGCCGAGCUGGGUACUGCAGGCUUGCGAAGCUAGAUGGAGCGGAAGUACCUCGCACUUGGCACUUCUCGAAUCUACGGUUGUUCGUAGGUUAG